AUCUUAUGCGUCAAACCCAAGACAAAGAAGAAGACAAAAACAAUGGAGGAAGAUGUCAAGAAGACGAUGAAGAUAGAAGGAGAAGUGGUUGUGAUGAAGAAGAACCUUCUUGAUUUCAAAGACGUUAUGGCUUCUCUUCUUGAUCGAGUCCAUGAGCUUCUUGGUCGUCGUGUCUCUCUCCACCUCAUCAGCUCUCACCAACCCGACCCGGCCAAUGAGAAGAGAGGAAGACUUGGAAAAGCAGCACAUCUGGAAAAAUGGGUAACAAAAAUAAAAACGUCAGUAACCGCAGAGGAAACUGCGUUUAGAGUAACGUUUGAUUGGGACGAGUCAAUGGGACCACCGGCUGCGUUUGUGAUCAAGAACCACCACCACAGCCAAUUCUACCUUAAGUCCCUCACCCUCCGCGGCUUCCCGGCUGGUGAAGGCGGUCCGAUACACUUCGUCUGCAAUUCUUGGAUUUACCCGAGUCAUCGAUACCGCUCUGACCGCGUUUUCUUCUCUAACAAGGCAUAUCUUCCAAGUGAAACACCGGAGCUAAUCAAAGAGUUAAGAGAAGAAGAGCUACAGAAUCUAAGAGGUAAUGAGAAAGAAGGAGAAUUCAAAGAAUGGGACAGAGUUUACGAUUACGCUUAUUACAACGACUUAGGUGCUCCUGACAAGGGUCCUGACUCAGCCCGUCCGGUUCUUGGCGGUUCACCUGAGCUGCCUUAUCCUCGCCGUGGCAAAACCGGCCGUAAACCCACCAAAACCGACCCUAAGUCCGAGAGUAGGCUGGCAUUACUAAACUUGAACAUAUACGUGCCAAGGGACGAACGGUUUAGCCAUGUAAAGUUCUCUGACUUUCUUGCUUACGCGCUCAAGUCGGUGACUCAAGUUCUUGUCCCUGAAAUCGCCUCUGUUUGCGACAAGACCAUCAACGAGUUUGACUCCUUCGAAGAUGUUUUUCACCUCUAUGACGGUAGUAUUAAGCUCGCCAAUGGUCACACCAUUUCUAAGCUCCGUGAUGUUAUCCCAUGGGAGAUGUUUAGAGAGCUAGUUCGAAACGACGGAGAACGGUUCUUGAAGUUUCCCUUGCCUGACGUCCUCAAAGAGAGCAGAUCGGCUUGGAGGACUGACGAAGAGUUUGCUCGAGAAAUGCUGGCCGGCCUUAAUCCAGUGGUGAUUAGUCGUCUUCAGGAAUUUCCGCCGAAGAGCAAUCUAGACUCUGCAAAGUAUGGAAACCAACACAGUUCCCUACGAGAAGAGCACAUAGAACCAAAUAUGAACGGCCUCAAUGUACAAGAAGCUUUGGAACAGAAUAAGCUAUACAUACUGGAUCAUCACGACGCAUUGAUGCCUUAUCUGACGCGGAUAAACUCAACAAACACUAAAACCUAUGCGACCCGAACCCUUCUGUUGCUUCAAGAAGACGGAACACUGAAGCCUCUCGCUAUAGAGUUGAGUCUUCCACACGCACAAGGCGAAUCACGUGGAUCGGUGAGCAAAGUUUUCACACCAGCAGAGAAAGGCGUAGAGGGAUCGGUUUGGCAGCUUGCUAAGGCUUAUGCGGCGGUUAAUGAUUCCGGUUAUCACCAGCUUAUAAGCCAUUGGUUGCAAACUCAUGCAGUGAUUGAACCGUUCAUAAUCGCGUCGAAUAGGCAACUCAGCGUUGUCCAUCCGAUCCAUAAACUUCUACAUCCGCAUUUCCGUGACACUAUGAACAUCAACGCAUUGGCGCGACAUAUCCUCAUAAACUCAGACGGAGUUCUGGAGAGAACAGUCUUCCCUAGUCGAUACGCCAUGGAAAUGUCUUCUUCAAUUUACAAGAAUUGGGUUUUCACCGAUCAAGCUCUCCCAAAAGAUCUCCUUAAACGAGGAGUUGCCGUCGAAGAUCCGAAGAGCGACCACGGUGUUAAACUAUUGAUCGAGGAUUACCCGUUUGCGGUCGACGGUUUAGAGAUUUGGUCAGCGAUCAAAACGUGGGUCACAGAGUACUGCUCAUUCUAUUACAAGAAUGACAAAACCGUCCAAACCGAUAUAGAGAUCCAAUCAUGGUGGACCGAGCUCCGAACCAAAGGUCACGGCGACAAACAACACGAGUCAUGGUGGCUUUCUAUGCAAACCCGCGACGACCUCAUCGAAACCUGCACGAUCAUCAUCUGGAUCGCCUCUGCUCUUCACGCAGCAGUCAAUUUCGGACAGUACCCUUACGCCGGUUUCCUCCCUAACCGACCUACAGUCAGCCGCCGGUUUAUGCCUGAACCAGGUACGGAUGAGUACGCUGAGCUGGAGGAAGACGCUGACGUAGCCUUCUUGAAGACGAUCACGCCACAGUUACAGACUCUGCUUGGUAUCUCCAUCAUAGAGAUCUUGUCUAUGCAUUCAACGGACGAGAUCUACUUAGGGCAAAGAGAUUCACCGAAUUGGACGGCGGAUGAUGAGCCUUUGGAGGCUUUUAAACGGUUUGGGAAAGAGCUUGAGCUGAUAGAGAACAAUAUCAUACGGAGAAACAAUGACAAGAGGUUCAAGAACCGGACCGGACCGGUUAACAUACCGUACACUUUGUUGUACCCGAAUACUACGGAUUACACAAGAGAAGGUGGGCUUACUGGGAAAGGGAUACCUAAUAGUGUCUCAAUCUAAAGAUAAUCUUCUUGAUUAUGUGAUUAUUAUGUCUCUCUCUUUAAGUUAUUUAUUUUGUUUUUUUUUUUGUUUUGCGUGCUAUAUAUUAUUACUCUUAUGUUAUUAUCCAUUGUUCAUAUGAUAAAGUGAUUAUAUUUUU
Messenger RNA from Arabidopsis arenosa, 2764 nucleotides. The record is from the annotation of a GenBank genome assembly. NCBI's taxonomy places the organism in Eukaryota, Viridiplantae, Streptophyta, Magnoliopsida, Brassicales, Brassicaceae.